Molecule: messenger RNA, 3117 nt
Organism: Grosmannia clavigera kw1407
Lineage: Eukaryota; Fungi; Ascomycota; Sordariomycetes; Ophiostomatales; Ophiostomataceae
Product: DNA repair protein
Exons: 2
Coding region: 1-3117 (1038 amino acids)
Biological process (GO): double-strand break repair via homologous recombination; nucleotide-excision repair involved in interstrand cross-link repair; resolution of meiotic recombination intermediates
Cellular component (GO): nucleotide-excision repair factor 1 complex
Molecular function (GO): single-stranded DNA binding; single-stranded DNA endonuclease activity; damaged DNA binding
Source: RefSeq, a predicted model, not a curated record
AUGACGUCGACGGAGACACGUCACAGGCGGGACUCACGUGACCUCGCGAGGGGCCAAAAGCUUCCCGCAACGGAUCCGUGCAGCAUCCGUUCACCAGCCUUCCGCACUUUGCGCCAUGGUCUUUCAGAUGCAGAGACGCCCCACAUGUCGUCCUCGGUGGUCAGCGCACCGCAGCCGGUGAAGCUCUCUCUGCCUUUGGAAUACCAGCAGAGCCUCUUCCAGGAGCUGCGGGCUACCGAUGAGCUCGUCGUCCUUGCGCGCGGCCUCGGCCUCAUGCGGCUGGUCACCAACUUGCUGCACUCGUACGAUGCGGCUGGCAAUAACCUGAUCCUCGUGGUCAACGCAACCGAACGUGAGAACGGCUGGAUCGGCGAGGCCCUAGCCGAACAUGCGGCCAUCAGCAUGUCGCCGCGGGCCCGCGGACUGACGGUAGUCAACACCGAUUUCACCACCGUGGGCACGCGCGAGAAAAUGUACGCGGCUGGCGGCGUGUUCAGCAUCACGUCGCGCAUCCUCGUCGUCGACCUGCUGACGUCGCUGUUGGACCCGGCCUCGGUCAGUGGCAUGGUGGUGCUGCACGCAGACCGCGUCGCGGCCACAUCGCUCGAGGCCUUCAUCCUGCGCAUCUACCGCCAGAAGAACAAGCACGGCUUCCUCAAGGCAUUUUCGGACAGUCCCGAGGCCUUCUCGAGCGGCUAUGCACCGCUGGCUACCAUGAUGCGCAACCUCUUCCUGCGCAAGGCCUCGCUCUGGCCACGCUUCCACGUCACCGUGGCAGCCGGGCUUGAAGGCCGGAAGCGGGCCGAGGUGGUCGAGUUCGAGGUGCCCAUGACCGAGAACAUGAAGGACAUCCAGAACGCCAUCCUUGAGUGCGUCGAGGUCAGCAUCCACGAGCUGAAGAAGAGCAACCCGGGCCUGGACAUGGACGACUGGAACCUCGACAGUGCCCUGCUUAAGAAUUUUGACACUAUGGUGCGGCGCCAGCUCGACCCCAACUGGCAUCGCGUCAGCUGGAAAACCAAGCAGAUUGUUGGCGAUCUGACCGUGCUGCGUGGUAUGCUGCACUCCAUUGUGGCCUGCGACGCCGUCGCUUUCCUGCAGCGCCUCGACACCAUCCACGCCGCCCACUCGCCGGCUCCGGGCUCGACACGCCAGACCCAGUCGCCCUGGCUCUUCCUCGAUGCCGCCCAGACCAUCUUCGACACGGCCAAGCGACGGGUGUACACAGGCAAGCACGAUUUUCGUAGUGCCUCUAGCACUGGUACUGCUGCUGUCACCACCACACUGCGCCCAGUGCUGGAGGAGCAGCCCAAGUGGUCGGUGCUCGCCGAUGUGCUGGCCGAGAUCGACCGCUCGCUCUACCUGGAGCCGAUGCCGCGCGAUGACUCCAACGGGACGAUCCUGAUCAUGUGCGGCGACACAGACACAUGCCGACAGCUGCGCGACUUCCUGCAGACCAUGCACGUGCGACCGCGCACCGAAUCGCGUGUCGAGGAGUUCUUUGACGCCGACGAGGACCGGCCGUCGGGUGCGUUCAUGAUGCGGCGCAAGCUGCGCAACUAUCUUAAGUGGAAGAGCGAGUUCGCCCACGUGAACGCGGCGCUCUUCGCCGAGAACCAGAAGGCGCUGAGCGGGGCCGUCGAUCCGCGGACAGGUCGGCCAGCCGGCCAGCGUGGCGGUGUGCCGCCGAACAAGCGACGCCGCGUGCGAGGAGGCGGCGGUAUGGGCACAGCGGCUGCAGCAUCGGCCAUUGCAACUGCGUCGGUGACCCACGCAGCCCGGACGGCCAACGGCAGCAUCGCGCAGUACUUUGAAAAGCCGAGCGAGGUGGCUGACCUAAUGGCCGAGAUCCAGGAGGCUGAAGCGGUGACGGCAGGCGAGGACGGUGGGCCGGACGGCAGCAGUCGCGCGGCCGAAGCAGCUGCAGCCCAGCAAAAAGCAGAGAUCCUCGCAGCCAUGGCAGACCCGAUGGAGAACAUGGAGGACUACUACCAGCUGUAUGAGAUGAGCGAUCUGGUGGUGAUCCAGGCGUAUGACGGCGACCAGGACGAGCACGUGCUGGAGGAGGUGAAGCCGCGGUACAUUGUCAUGUACGAGCCAGAUGCAGCUUUCAUCCGGCGGAUCGAGGUGUACCGGUCGUCGCACAACGACCGCAACGUGCGGACGUACUUUAUGUACUAUGGCGGGUCGGUCGAGGAGCAGAAGUACCUGUCGGCGGUGCGGCGCGAGAAGGACGCCUUCACCAGGCUGAUCCAGGAACGAGCAUCGAUGAGCGUGGUGAUGACGACAGACGUUUCGGCGGCCGGUAGCGAGGACGCGCAGGAGUCGUUUUUGCGGACGGUCAACACACGCAUUGCCGGCGGCGGACGGCUGGCCGCAUCAGCGUCGGCCCAGCAGCCGCGGGUUGUCGUCGAUGUACGCGAGUUUCGCUCGUCGCUGCCGUCUCUGCUGCAUGGCCGCAGCAUGGUCGUGGUGCCGUGCAUGCUGACGGUCGGCGACUAUGUGUUGUCGCCACACAUCUGCGUCGAGCGCAAGUCGGUCAGCGACCUGAUCUCGUCCUUCCGAGACGGCCGUCUCUUUGGCCAGUGCGAGUCCAUGUUCCAGCACUACCGCGACGCCAUGCUGCUGAUCGAGUUUGACCAGAACAAGUCCUUCACGCUCGAGCCGUUUGCCGACUUGCAGCACGGCCCGCCCUCGAUUGUCGCGCCCGCUGCUGCUGCUGCUGCCACCGACCUGCAGUCCAAGAUCGUGCUGCUGACCCUCGCCUUUCCGCGCCUGCGCAUCGUCUGGGCCUCGUCGCCCUACGAGACUGCCGAGAUCUUUGAGCGGCUCAAGGCCCAGGAGCCCGAGCCCGACCCUGUCGCCGCUGUGCGUGCCGGCCUCGACCCCAACGCCCGCGCCGACGACCAGCCCUUCAAUCAGGAGCCUCAGGAGAUGCUGGCUGCCGUGCCUGGCGUCACCCCCCAGAACAUCCGUACCCUCGUAGCCGAGACCGAGAGCAUCCAGGCCGUUGCCGUCAUGGACGCCGCUGCACUCUCGCCGCUGGUGGGCCCGGAGUCGGCGCGGCAGAUCGAAGGCUUCUUCAAAAAGGACAUUAUCGAAGAUGCCGGGGACUGA